Molecule: messenger RNA, 708 nt
Organism: Metarhizium album ARSEF 1941
Lineage: Eukaryota; Fungi; Ascomycota; Sordariomycetes; Hypocreales; Clavicipitaceae
Product: NAD(P)-binding domain protein
Exons: 2
Coding region: 1-708 (235 amino acids)
Source: RefSeq, a predicted model, not a curated record
AUGAAGGUCAUAGUAACCGGUCCAACCGGCCGCGCUGGCCAGGAAGUUGUCAAGAAGUGUCUCGAAGAUGAGCGCAUCACCAAAGUUGUCAUCCUGACCAGGAGGGGGCUGUCGGGAGAAAUCGAAAGUCAUCCAAAGGCGGACGUCAUAAUGCAUCAAGACUUCACUCAGUAUUCCGACUACUUGGUCCGCAGAAUGCAGGGUGCAGAAGCUUGCAUAUGGGCAAUUGGCGCCCGUCAAGAGCGAGCGAAGACGGAUAAAUCGGUUGAGCGCAGUGUUGGCGUCGAUAUACCAGUUUCUUCAGCGAAAAUCCUGUGUGAGAAACUCGCCGACAAGACACCCGGAGGCGUCAAGUUCCGUUUUGUUUACUGCAGCCCGAAGCAUACGGAGAGGAGCAAGAAAACUUUGAUGUUUGCAAAUGACACUCGAAAGCUGGCCAACGACUUGGAAAAAGGAAUAGCGGACGUUGUCAACGCCAACAAUGACAAGUUUGAGGCAUAUACUCUCCGACCUGCCAAUUUUAUGAUGCCAGAUAGUCCACUGCCAGCGUUGACGCCAUCGUCGAAGAAGCUGGUUCCCGGGCUAGGGCAGAGCGUGGCGGCGUCAAUAGAUCCUGCCAGGGUCGGCAAGGCCAUGGCCAUGAUUGCCCGUGAUGGAUGGAAAGAGAAGGUCGUUGAGAAUGAGACGAUUCUCGAGAUUUCGUGCUGA